Carassius gibelio (silver crucian carp) is the source of this 4948-nucleotide messenger RNA. RefSeq names its product transforming growth factor beta-2 proprotein. Gene Ontology annotation, cellular component: extracellular region. Gene Ontology annotation, biological process: regulation of cell population proliferation; BMP signaling pathway; SMAD protein signal transduction. Lineage: Eukaryota; Metazoa; Chordata; Actinopteri; Cypriniformes; Cyprinidae. Bases 700 to 1935 code for a protein of 411 amino acids. The transcript has 7 exons. Gene Ontology annotation, molecular function: cytokine activity; type II transforming growth factor beta receptor binding; growth factor activity. The record is from RefSeq and is a predicted model, not a curated record.
CUUCAGAUGUGCAUGUGUGUGCUGGCACGGGGACCGUAGUUUUCCCGCAGAAGGAACAGAGGAGUGCGCAAACUGAGGAGGAAAUCGCUUUUGCCUGCUCAUAAGGUAGUUUAUCCCAUCACUCCGUACUCUUCUUCUCUGUCAGGCAAGUUUAGGACGCGUGAGACAGGUCCAGCUUUAUUUUCUUCAGCAUCUGCUGGAGCCAGACGCGAGGAGGAGGAGAGGAGAGGCGAUGCGCCUUGCGGAGUGAGCUGAGGCUUUCCCUGGACCUCCACAUCUUCUCACACGGCGAGGGCGAGUGAUUGUGCGGCGCUUUGGAGAGAGUUCGCGGCGCUCUGAUGCGGUGGAGGUGCGCGCAGAAAGCCCGCAGACGACGCGUCUGUCAGAAAGAAAGCUUUGAGAAGCAGACACUUUUGAUGGCCAAAUCAAUGGCUCUUAUAGUGCCUCGUGAUUCCGUGCACUUGCUAUGAAGUGAUUUGAAAUGAAGAUCUUAGUUUGGAUCUGACAGACCAUUUCGUGUUGGCACCUCGGAUGGAUUUGCAGGAACAAUAAACAAAGACGUUUGCAAUUGAUAAUAGCGUGCGCAAAAAAAAAAAAGUUACAUUUGGCUUCGCCAUCGAAAUGACUGGGCUUCUGCGUGACUUAAUUCAUUAAUUAGCAUUUUCAAACUCGCUUCAGCUUCCAAAACAAAAGCACAAAAUGAACUUGUACGUCUUGAGCCUCCUUCUGACCUUGGAUUUAGCCACAGUGGCCGUCAGUCUAUCCACAUGCAGCACUCUGGACAUGGAGCAGUUCAAAAAGAAGCGGAUCGAGGCCAUCCGCGGUCAGAUCCUCAGUAAACUCAAGCUGAGCUGUCCCCCCGAGAUCUACCCCGAGCCCGAGGAGGUGUCCCGGGACAUCAUCGCCAUCUAUAACAGCACGCGAGACCUGCUGCAGGAGAAAGCCAACGAGCGCGCGGCCACCUGCGAGCGACAGCGCAGCGAGGAGGAGUACUACGCCAAAGAAGUGCACAAGAUCGACAUGCAGCCCUUCUACCCCGCAGAGAAUUUCAUCUCUUCAACACAUUUCAACCCGUACUUCAGGAGGCUCAGGUUUGACGUGAGCUCCAUGGAGAAGAACGCCUCGAACCUGGUGAAGGCGGAGCUCAGGAUCUUCAGGCUGCAGAACCCAAAGGCCCGUGUGUCUGAGCAGCGCAUCGAGCUUUACCAGAUCUUAGGUCACAAGGACCUGACGUCCCCCACGCAGCGCUACAUUGGCAGCAAGGUGGUGCGCACCCGCACGGAGGGAGAGUGGCUGUCGUUCGACGUGACGGAGGCCGUCAGCGAGUGGCUGCUGCACCGAGACAGAAACAAUGGAUUCAAGAUCAGCCUGCACUGUCCCUGCUGCACAUUUGUGCCGUCGAAUAAUUACAUCAUCCCCAACAAGAGCGAGGAGCUGGAGGCGCGCUUUGCAGGUAUAGAUGACAGCUUUGUGCAAGGAGGGGAUCUGAAGAUGUUUAAAAAGCGGCGUCAGAGCGGUCAGUCUCCGCACCUGCUGCUGAUGCUGCUUCCCUCAUACCGGCUGGAGUCACAGCACAAGAGCCACAGACAGAAACGUGCUCUGGACGCGGCCUUCUGCUCCAGGAAUGUGCAGGACAACUGCUGUUUACGCUCUCUCUACAUCGACUUCAAGAAGGAUCUGGGCUGGAAGUGGAUCCAUGAGCCCAAAGGCUAUAACGCCAACUUCUGUGCCGGAGCCUGUCCGUAUCUGUGGAGCGCAGACACCCAGCACAGCAACAUCCUUGGCCUCUAUAACACCAUCAAUCCAGAAGCGUCUGCAUCUCCUUGCUGUGUGUCUCAGGAUCUGGAACCCCUCACGAUCCUUUACUACAUUGGAAAAACCCCCAAAAUCGAGCAGCUCUCCAACAUGAUUGUCAAGUCCUGCAAGUGCAGCUAGGAACCGAUCAGCUCCGUUUCCAAGAACACGCAUUCACUCAAACAAACACACAGUAAUUUAAAAUCCAAUCACACACGUGCUGCGCAGGGUGUCGAGGUACAGCAGAGUAAUUCCUACAAACUCUCACAAACCACAGCACACAUCUGAAUGUGUGAACUUGUGCUGGAAACGGCCCUGUCGGCAUGUGUCACAUCACCCGCUCAUCACUCUAUGGAUGUGAGUUUGGCAAACACUGGAAGUACGUGAUCUAUAUGUGUCUAUAUGUGAAGCAAGUGGAAGGGAAAAUCCCUUGUUCCAUUUAUUUCAAACCAACACUUCUGUUUUUGUUGUUGAUUUUGUUCCCCUCAGUAAUACGGAUAUUGUUUGUUUGGUAAUAUAUAAAACCCAUGAUGUUGUUCACCAAUACUGGUGAAGAGCUGGAAACUUCUGGCAAACAGUACAGAUGUCACAAAUGAACUUUGAGUUUGGCGCAAAUGAAGCGUUUUUGGAUUGGGGUUGGUGACAGAAAGAUGAAAUAUUGCGGAAAGUUAAUGCAAGCCUCAGAAAGACAUAGUUUAAGCCACCUUACAUGGAGUAAAAAAAGGCCAAGAACAAUAAGUCAUGUUGUUUCUAGCAGCCAAAGACAUUUUGUUCCAUUGCAAACACAAACAUUCUUUACACAAAUACGCAACUGCACACGCAAAUGCUGCAAAGCAAAACCAUUGCAUUUUUGUAUCACUGGCAGAAAAAAACAGUUUCCAUCAAAUAUCUGCACCAUUAAUCCAAACUUUUGCUCUGCCACAUGACAACAAUUGACCUGGCAGAGAAAGGUAUGUUAGUCCACUGUAGCGCCCCUGAGAAUGCAACAUGUACGUGUGAUAUUUAGUUGUGUUUCAGAACUUAACAGCAUGUGACACUAAGUUUGCAAAGCAAGACGUGUGUAUGAUUGUGUACGUAUUUGUGGAAGAACUUUAAACGCCUUAUUCUGAAGUUAAAAAUAUUUGUACACAAAUUUAUGUCAAGCUAGCUCUUAACACAACACCAAUGUAGUGAAAUACAGAAAAGUUUUUCCCUUGCAUUUUUUAAAAGUUUCAGUUAUACACGACAACAUUUUCAAAAUGAUUCACGGUUACACAUAUCAGCACAAAUGGCCAAAAACGCAGUAAUAGGUAUGCCAGGCCAGUAGUUGGCGUUGUCACCUUGUAAGUAAACAGUAUCAGUAGGGAAGUGACGAUUAUAUGAUGUUUGUGAUGCGUCUCUGCUGCUGGUUGUAAUAUUGAGUAAAUUGACACUUUGCUGAAGAAGCAUUUGCAAACUCUUGAGCAGCAACAACAGUAUCAUGCACUCCGCCACUGUUGUGUAUGUAAAAUCAACACAUACUGCGUAUGUCUAUAUACGUAGCAUUUACUACGCAUGCGCAUGACGUCACCGUUUUCAAAGAUUCCUGUAUUGGGUGUUCACACGGAAACGACUUGCACUUCGAAACCCGUUUUCAAAAAUGUGCGUUUUCAGUCCCUAAAAUGCUGUCUUCGUGUAAACGAACUGACAAAACACAUAAAAAGUUUCCAGUUUUUGGCCGAAAAUGUUGUGUAAAUGGCCCCUUAUUCUUCACAAAGUUAGUUCCUUUAGGACCGUCUUUACUGUGAUGUGACUUUAAGGUGAUGCUGUUGCAGUGUAAUAUGUACUAAGUAAUAUUAAUUAACAAAAUGUACUUACAUGUAAAUAUGCCACCUUAAAAUAGUGUUUGCAUGGUUUGAAAACAAUUCACAAAUUAAAACAGCUGCAAACAGCCACAGUUUUGCGAAAAGCAGGCAUUUCUCAAAAGAAUGUGCAAAGCUAUACCAGAGCAUGUUAAAGUGCCUGGUUAAACUGGAAUUAUGGGUUGGUAAAUUGGCAACUUCUUUAAUUCACACCAUGGUCCCUUAUAAGAGCAGGUGAAGCUGUGAUGUCACCAACUCGGCAGUGUUGACAGGAAGUGAUAUCAUCAGACUGGUACAGAGACUGAAUUUGCAAUAGGUAUCUUUGCAUGCACUACUCAGAAUCAAUCCAGAUUCAGAAAUCAGAUUCUCAAAGCUCUGUUUACGCUUACUUAUUUGUUUACAUGUGCAUUACAUUAAUUCCAAACAAAAAAAUAGCGCAUACACAGUUACCAGUCACCGCAUUGAGAACAUUUUUUUAAGCAAAUAUUAGAAAAUAUUCAGUCUCCUCCACUGACCAGUUUGUUUUACAGAACACAAAUAAAUUUUAUGUAUCAAACUCUGUCAAAUCAUUUGCAUGAAGACUUUUGAGUCUGAUUGAGCCAUCGAUCCAACUCUAAACGGAUCGUUGGGGUGCAUGUAAAUGUUGCUAUUGAUGUGAGAAGAGUGAGUUGCUUUAGUAAAGUCAGAUUUUGAUGAAAGGAUUUGAAGAAUGUGAACAGACGUGUAAGUGAGAGAUGGUAACCCACAUGUUGUGCAGAGGCCAGCUUGACGAAUGCACUGCAGCCGCCGUGGACACUGACGGCCAUAACGCUUAUCAUGGAGAAAUUGUUUCUACACAUCUCAAAAGUCUUCCUGAAUUUGUGAUUUUUUUUUUUCUCUCAGAGAAAGUGAUCCUUUGUUACGAAGAAUUGCACUGACUUUUUUUAUUUCUACAUUUUUUGUUUGUUGGUUUUUAUUCGUAGUUAUAGCUUCACUCACAUAACAUGAGCUGAUGAUGUGAGUGGCUUUUAGGUGGAGGUUCCCCUUUUAACUAGUCCUUAUCUUAACCAGUGUUAGAGAGAAACUGGUAGCAGAUCAGAUUAAAAGAGCAACGUCCAUUCAUGCCCAAGAUUUUUAGGUGACACUUAUUUUAUUUGUAUUAGGGCAAGAAUGACUUCCUGAAGACGCAGGAAGCGGAAGGAGACACCAGCAUUGUCACACUAGAGCUGUUUAUUGUUAUUGUUGUCUAUGAUGAUGAUGAUGAUGAUGAUGUUGAUAUUGUUGACCCACUAUGGUGUAUUGUAAAACAUUACUGUUGUGAUGCUCUAGUGGUAAAUAAAUUAUUUAAGUGACAA